Oryzias latipes (Japanese medaka) is the source of this 4576-nucleotide messenger RNA. It is a transcript of the gene smo, whose product is annotated as smoothened, frizzled class receptor. Gene Ontology annotation, cellular component: cilium; plasma membrane; dendrite. NCBI's taxonomy places the organism in Eukaryota, Metazoa, Chordata, Actinopteri, Beloniformes, Adrianichthyidae. Gene Ontology annotation, molecular function: patched binding; transmembrane signaling receptor activity. The record is from RefSeq and is a predicted model, not a curated record. Gene Ontology annotation, biological process: smoothened signaling pathway; pattern specification process; commissural neuron axon guidance.
AAAACUUUCAGAAGGUCUGCCGUAAGGCACAUUCUUCCACUUGCAGAGGAGGGGGGUGGAAGUGGAGGCUUUGUAGCCCUGGCUUUCCCCCUCCAUGUGCAUACCAGAGACAGAAAAAAAAAAACAAAGCCACGCAGAGCUGCGACUCCCAGAAGCAGCAAAAACAUCACUGGAGGGGAUUUUUCUCCAGACUCUCCUACUCAGAGGGAUGUCACAUUUUUGGGACAAACACAGAGGUCCACGGCGUCACAUCUCACCCCUGUUUUUGGCUUGUAUUAUGAAGGGGUGGUGCAUGUGAGCCAGAGAUCCUGUUACAGACAUCCAGACUUUUCCAACUUUUUUUUUUUUUUUAUGGGAGUGGGGGAGGGCGAAGCUUCAACUUUCGUCUCCCGUCUUUCCCCAAAACACCUCAAAUGGCGUUUUUCAGCUGCUUUUUCCCCUGCUUGAGGACAUUUUCAGAGGUUUUUAGUAAUGAGGAAAUUCUGGGACAUUGUGGGAAAAGCGCACGAGGAUCGCAGAUUUAAAAAGUUUGAAAGGACUUGGAAACCGUUCUAAAUGCGUCUUGGCGUUUUUCCUCCAACCAUGUUGCGUUUGGAUUCAGUGCUGAAGACGAUUGUAUGGACCAGUGAGUGAGGGUUUUGAUCAGCGGAGCUCCAGGAGUUGUAGUUUUUUUUUUCCACAGCAGAAUUCUACACCAUCAAGAUGUCUUCCCAUGGCUGGAGCCCCAUUGUUAGAGUUUACGGGAUGCUUAGCGUCUGGGCCGCCUGGCUUUUGGGCUGCAGGGCGGCAUUUGCCCCGAAUGGGACCGUAUUUGAGGAUAUUUGCAAAAAAACGACAACUUGCGAGGUCCUUAAAUACAACACUUGUUUGGGAUCUCCUUUACCGUACAGCCACACUUCUCUGAUCCUGGCGGAGGACUCCAGCAGCCAGGAGGAAGUUUUUGAGAAACUCACCAUGUGGUCUGGUUUACGUAAUGCUCCUCGGUGUUGGUCAGUCAUCCAGCCGCUGCUCUGUGCCAUCUACAUGCCAAAAUGCGAGAAUGGUCAAGUUGAGUUGCCCAGCCAGAGUCUGUGCUUGGCGACACGUCGGCCUUGCAGCAUCGUGGAUCAGGAGAGAGGCUGGCCAACCUUCCUCAAGUGUGAUCAGUUCCCCGUAGGCUGUUCGAAUGAGGUGCAGAAGCUGAAGUUCAACACGUCGGGUCAGUGUGAAGCUCCUCUGGUGAAGACAGACAUCCAGUCCAGCUGGUACAAGGAUGUGGAGGGCUGUGGAAUCCAGUGUGACAACCCGCUAUUCACCCAAGACGAGCACAACGAUAUGCAUGCUUACAUCGCUUACUUCGGCACCAUCACCCUCCUAUGCACUUUCUUCACCCUGGCCACAUUUCUUGCUGACUGGAAAAACUCCAACCGCUACCCGGCUGUCAUUCUCUUCUAUAUCAACGCCUGCUUCUUUGUGGGCAGCAUCGGCUGGCUGGCCCAGUUCCUGGACGGCGCCCGCAAAGAGAUUGUGUGCAAGAGCGACAACACCAUGCGACUCGGGGAGCCCUCAUCCUCGGAAACGCUGUCGUGCGUCACAAUCUUCAUCAUCGUCUACUACUCUCUGAUGUCAGGGGUGAUCUGGUUUGUCAUGCUGACCUACGCCUGGCACACGUCCUUCAAAGCGCUGGGCACCACGCACCAGCCGCUGUCUGGUCGAACCUCCUACUUCCACAUGGUCACCUGGUCCGUGCCUUUUGUGCUCACCGUGGCCAUCCUUGCCAUCGCUGAGGUGGAUGGGGAUUCUGUCAGUGGGAUCUGCUUUGUCGGAUACAAGAACUACAAGUACCGGGCUGGAUUUGUUCUGGCGCCUAUUGGAAUGGUGCUUUUAGUUGGUGGCUACUUUCUUAUUCGGGGUGUGAUGACAUUAUUUUCCAUCAAGAGUAACCACCCAGGCCUGCUAAGCGAGAAAGCAGCCAGUAAAAUCAAUGAGACAAUGUUGAGACUUGGGAUAUUUGGAUUUCUUGCGUUUGGAUUUGUUUUCAUCACCUUUGGAUGCCAUUUUUAUGACUUCUUCAACCAGGCUGAAUGGGAGAAGAGCUUCAGGGAAUACGUGCUGUGUGAAGCCAACGUGACAAUUGCCUCUCAAACCAACAAGCCCAUCCCAGAAUGCACCAUUAAAAACCGUCCCAGCCUGAUGGUGGAAAAGAUCAACCUUUUCUCCAUGUUUGGAACUGGAAUAGCCAUGAGCACGUGGGUGUGGACUAAAGCUACCAUCCUCAUCUGGAAACGCACCUGGUUCAAGAUCCUUGGCCGCAGUGAUAAUGAACCCAAAAGGAUUAAGAAGAGCAAGAUGAUAGCCAAAGCUUUUGCAAUGAGGAAGGAGCUCCACAAGGACCCAGAGAAGGAGCUGUCCUUCAGCAUGCACACGGUGUCCCAUGAUGGGCCAGUGGCUGGAAUUAACUUCGACAUAAACGAGCCGUCCAAUGACGUGUCAUCUGCAUGGGCGCAGCAUGUGACCAAAAUGGUGGCAAGACGAGGUGCCAUCCUACCUGAGGACAUUUCUGUCACUCCUACUGGUACACCGGUACCCCCUCCAGAGGAGAGAAACAGGCUAUGGUUGGUUGAAGCGGAGAUUUCACCGGACAUGAUAAAGAGAAAGAAGAAGAAAAAGAAGAAGAGGAGGAAGGAGGUGCGCCCGGCUGAAGAGGUGGCAGAUCCCCAGCCUUAUCCCCAGCGGGAGUUCGGCCGCAGCUCCGUGCCUCGGCUUCCUAAACUCCCCUGCAACUCCAGCCUGGUCGGCAACCUGCACCGACAGCAGAGGGAGCAGCAGAAAAUGGAGGAGGAAGUCCUGCCGGGGUCUUGUCCGGACUUCCCACCUUCACACCCUCUUUCCUACGAGGAGAGAUGCCCCUACCUGCAAUGCCAGGACACGUGGAACAGGCAGCACAGCAGCCUGAUGUCCAACGCCAUGACACGUGUCAGCUGUUCAGACGGCGUGGGUCUUAGGCCUCGCUGGCAGCCCUCAACUUCAAACCGGCAGCUCGGUGGCUCUGCUUUUCACCUGGCACAGGCGGACCUCACUGAUGGACUGGCAGAAAGAAUGGCUCACGUGGCUCGGGUACCAGCAGGCAGGAUGGCUGGUUAUGGACCCGUGCAUUCCAGGACCAAUUUAAUGGAAGCAGAGCUCAUGGAUGCAGACUCUGACUUCUAAGAGCACAGAGUUUCUAAAAGUGCUCAGAGGUACAUAGGUAUUAAGCUAGAAAAAGUGCUGGAUACUUUCACACUUAUUUCUAAGAGUUUCUUAGGUUUUCAAGAUGAAAAACAAAGCUCUAGAAGGGAUAAAACCGAUAAAAAUGUACUUUUUAUGUGUCUAUCAACAUUUUAAAGGCAACUCUGAGAAUAGAGCAAGGCAGCUAAACUGUUCUUGGCUUGAGAAUAUAUAUAUAUAUAUAUAUAUUCUCUUAAAAAUAGAACACAAUAAUCUAGAUCCUACCUGUUAUCUGGAUGUUUGGGCAAUUCUAGCCAACAACAGUAAAGUCUUUCUGUCAGUAAUUCCACAUUUCUGAGAGACGUCAGAAAAACCACAAUUCCUUUUAGGCAUUUGCCUUUUAUUGUUGUAUGCUUCUUGUGUAUCACUGUUAUUCCGUCUGUAAAAUACUCAUUUUUACAUGAAGUUUGCAGUAAACAUAAGCAACACAUUGACAUAAAUGCAUUCAAAGUUGUUAGAUUUUUUUUUUUUAAAUCUACCCAUAAACUCAACAGUUGUGUGUGUGUGGAAAAACAACAGAAAAGCUUAUAGAACAAAUUUUAGAUUGCGUCACAAUAAUGAGACUUCCUCCAACUUGAAUGUAGGAGUCACAGGAACUGCUGCUGCAUCUGAGUAGCUUCUAUACUUCAUUCUAAUCGUCACUCUUUUGCCUGGUGCAAUGAUGAUAAUGAAUUAUUUAGGUUUGCUUUUCCUAAAGAAAACCAUUGAAUACAAUGUUGUUUCAACUUAUCUGUAUGUAAAUAUUUAAAUAUCAUAUUUUUGAAGCAUUUCUUGAGUUUUGUAUCACCUUGGAUGUCAUAAAAAGACAUUUGUUAAGUACAUUUUACCCCUUAAAACUAUUUUUCUCCUACUAAGUCUUGUUUUUGUACAUUUUUUGUUCAAAGAUUUUUCUAUAUAACUGUAUUUUGUAAAAUUUUGGAAAUCAAGUUAAGAUAAAGUUGGGUUUUUGUUUUGUUUUGCUUUUUAACCAAAAUGUCAGUAUAAAAUAUGUUUUGUUUGUUUAUGCUUACAGUGCUACUUCUAAGGCCAUCACAAACCACCCAGAACGCCUGAUAUGUUCAUGUAAAAUACAUAUGAGAGAUUUAUUUAUGUGAUCACUGUGGUGACUUUCACAACAAAACAAAAUAGAUUAGGCCCACCACUGAAGUUUAUUUGAAAAUAACCUGAAAUAUUGAGAAUAUUGUGUUUCAAAAGUUUCCUUUUUUAAAUUGUGGUUAAAAUUUUUUCCAAAACAUUGUUGUUACUGUUUUUUUAUUUCCACAACCUUGUUAAAGAAUGUCAUUGUGCAGUUGUAUUUUGUUUUUUGUCAAUAAAGAUAUUUUCAUGGUUU